AUGACAAACAGUCGAAGAUUCAGCGAGCGGGUGGAGAAAGAUGGAGGAGAAAAAGAGAAGGUUCAAAUGAACAAGGGAGAGUCAAAACGAGGGAUUGGAGGAUUGGUGUGUAAGGGAGCACGAGGCGGGAAGAAGAGCGGACCCUACUGUCAAGGUAGCAGGCACAUCCUUGCCCCAGGAAGGAUGGACGUUACCAUGGGAACAGAGUGCAGUUGGCGGGGGUGUACGGCACUCACCCUCAACCUGGUGGCGUUUGCGUGCGCCCUGUCAGCAGUGACCACUAGCUUUUGGUGCGAGGGGACCAGGAAGGUGGUCAAGCCUUUCUGCACCGGGCCGGUGACGACCAAGCAGACGUACUGCAUCCGCUUCAACAGCAGCAACGUCAACGACAGCCGGCUGGUGCAGUACAUCUGGGAGUCCGGAGAAGAGAAGUUCCUGAUGAGGAAGUUCCACACAGGCAUCUUUUUCUCCUGUGAGCAGGCUGCUGACAUGAAUGGUUUCAACUGCAGAGACUUUAAAGACAUUGCACCCGAUCAUGAAAAAGGGGUCCUAUGGCUUUGCAUCAUAGCCGAGUGUCUCUAUCUCAUCUUGCUCUUCACCGGCGGCGUACUCAUGUGGUUAGAGUUGUGUCCCUGCCUCAGCGUGAUGAAAAAGCUGAAGCUCAAUGCAUUCGCUGCCAUGUUCACGGCCCUGUCAGGCCUUCUAGGGAUGGUUGCCCACAUGAUGUUCACCACAGCUUUCCAGCUAGCAGUCGCCAUGGGACCGGAAGACUGGAGGCCCAAGACUUGGGAUUAUAGCUGGUCCUACAUCUUGGCGUGGGGCUCCUUUGCCACCUGCAUGGGUUCCGCGGUGACAGCCCUGAACAGGUACACCAAGACCAUCCUGGAGUUCAAGUACAAACGGCGGAACAUCGAAAAGAAACUGCGAAUCAAGCAGAAGCUGCUAGAGCUGGACCUGCCUGAGCAGAUGUGGGAUAUGUACAUGACGGCUGUGCCAGCAGGGGGUGCAGAAGACACUGGGUUUCUCAACCUCCCAGUCAAUGGCCACAAACCCUCCACUGGAGCGGCCUACGUGGUGGGCUUGGACAACGUGACAGAACCACAGGGAGAGGCGUAUUGCUAAAAUAGUGGUCACCAACCAUGGGCCUGGACCCUGUUCCAAUACUGUUGGAAUGUACCUUCCUUGCCCUUUUCUUGAGGUUGAGACUGCCCCAACAUGACUGGAUACCAUCCAAUACUUAAUAGCAGGUGGCUUCAAGGAGUAUGAGGAAGAAAGGAUGUAUUUUCUCAGUAUCCCAUCAGAGCCUUCCAGAUUUGACAGGACCUGGCUUGGUGACCACUUCAAUAAAUGGACAGUAGAUUCGCUGUCAUAUACAGCAUCUUAAACGCAUUGGAUUGUAUGGGUUAUAAUGGUUCAUAUUAGCAUUAAUAUGUCUGAAAAUGAAAUGGCCGGAAAUCCAAAUGUUAUAACUGUAUGCGUCUAGAGCCAAGGCCAUGACUCUUCUUAUCUGGGCUGUUAUCCUGGGACAGAUGGCAAAGUGGUUUUUUCAAGCUGUGUUUGUGAGUUGUUGCCAUACAGUAAGCAAUGGUCUGCAAAGACCAGCCAAUUCUAGUUCCCAUAUGGCUGCAUUGUGUACAGACCGUGUUUUCCAACGCAGUAGGUUUAUAUGUUGGUUAUUUUCGCUGUCUAAUGAAAACUCCUUAUUUUGCUGACAUUUUCAUGACAGUAGGACCAAUAAAAUUAAUUGAAAAUAA
Esox lucius (northern pike) is the source of this 1754-nucleotide messenger RNA. RefSeq names its product germ cell-specific gene 1-like protein. Bases 1 to 1122 code for a protein of 373 amino acids. The transcript is spliced from 6 exons. The record is from RefSeq and is a predicted model, not a curated record. NCBI's taxonomy places the organism in Eukaryota, Metazoa, Chordata, Actinopteri, Esociformes, Esocidae. Gene Ontology annotation, cellular component: plasma membrane.